This is a messenger RNA of Ricinus communis (castor bean), 1968 nucleotides long. RefSeq names its product putative protein TPRXL. The record is from RefSeq and is a predicted model, not a curated record. The transcript is spliced from 5 exons. Bases 343 to 1452 code for a protein of 369 amino acids. NCBI's taxonomy places the organism in Eukaryota, Viridiplantae, Streptophyta, Magnoliopsida, Malpighiales, Euphorbiaceae.
AAAGAUUAUACACACACUCCCACUGUAUACAAUAGUAAAUUUCUUCAUUCCUUGUUUUAUUUAUUCAUAAAUCAUAGUACUUAUAUGUAAAUCCCAUUUCUUCUUCUUCUUCUUCUUUUGUUCUUCUUCUUCUCUCAGCCUCCUCCAGUGUUUGUCUCUCUCUAUUACAUGCCUUCUUUCCAAGAAUGAGAAGGCAUUGUUACUUAUUGUUGAAUGUUUGAUGAUGAUGAUGAUGAUGAUGAACCCACUAUUUUAGAACAACACCCAGAAAAGUAAUUCCAGUCUUUGUUACCAUUAACAUCAUCUUCUAGUUCUUCCAGUAUUAUAAUCUUUUUGCUGGUUAUGAUGACAAGAUAUGAAAGAGUACGCACAGAUUGCCUUCCACUAAGCAAUGGCAAAAAAUCCAACAAUGAAAAUGGAAGAUCGAUAAUCUCAAAUGGAUUGAUGAAUACCACAACAACUAGUAGUACAACUACUAGUACCAGUACUAGUUUUGAGAGCAAAGGUUUCACUUUCAAAUCCUCAUCGUCCAGAUCCCAAGAUCAUCACCACCACCACCACCAAAAUGCUUCCAGUCCUUCACACUCUGAUGCUAGUCCUAAUCCUAGUCCCAGUCCCAAUAAAGAUUUGUUCUUGCAAUGGGGACAAAAGAAGAGGGCAAGGGUCUCAAGAUCAGAGAUUCGUGCUCUUGCUGAUGAGUCAUCCUCCUCUGCUCAAGCCAAGCAACCCAUCAACAAGCUCCCCAGAAGAGCAGAUAGUAAGUUCUCCACGCCUUCAAUGCCGCCGCCGCCGCCUCCACCACCACCCUCACAACAGCAUAGUGCUAAUAAUAACAAUUCUAGUAGUAUUAGUAAAGGUCGAAACUUUAGAAGUUCGCUUCCUCAUAGGAUUUUAGAAAAGCGAUCUGGUGCUGGAAAUGUGUCCCCAUCAAGAAAUAGUGGUGGUAGUAGCAGGGUUGUAUCUAGAUCUACUGCAGGAAAGAGAUCUCCUCCUACACCAGAAAAAAUUGACAAGAAGAUACCUAACUGUAGACCAGCAAAAUAUGAGAAGCCAAAUGGAUCCAUGCCACAAGCUGACCACAUGAACCAUACUGAUACUACACCAGCGCAAUCAGAACAAGAAGCUAGCUUUAAUAAUAUUACUCCCUCAAUACCUGCUGCUGGAGGAGAAAAGUUGAUUGCUGAAGUGAUUGAGUGGCCAAGAAUUCUUAUUGCUUUGUCAAGAAAGGAGAAAGAAGAUGAUUUCUUUGCAAUGAAAGGCACAAAACUGCCUCAAAGACCCAAGAAAAGGGCCAAGAACAUUGACAAAACACUUCAGUAUUGUUUUCCAGGGAUGUGGCUAUCUGACUUGACAAAGAGUAGGUAUGAGGUUAGAGAGAAGAAAAGUGUGAAGAAGCAGCAAAAGAGAAGGGGAUUGAAGGGAAUGGAAAGCAUAGAGAGUGAUUCAGAGUAGUGGUGGAAAGAUAGCAAAUGGCAAUGUCAACUUUUUGGUUUCUAAAAUUUUUGACAAAGAAAAACAGAAAGCCCUCUCCUGAUGAAUCAUCCUACCUCCUGUUGCUGCUGCUGCUGCUGCUAGUAAAAUGCAUAUGAUGAUGGGCUAGGGGUCUCCAUCAUGAAACUUUCUUUUUCUGGCCUGCUACUGUUGGAUGGGAUCAAGAGUACUAUCAAGUUUUGGAAUGGUUCAAAGGUGUCAUGGUCCAGUAGAGACAUGGACACACAGGCAAGCCCUGGCAUGGCAACAGAUGAUGUUUCCACUGAGUGUCAAAAUAUUGGCUGGCCCAGGUCAGCCAGCCAACUCUUUUUUCUUUUUCUUUUUUUUCUAAAGGGGCAGGCCACUUUUCUUUUGUUUUUGGUGUUCAAUAUUUUUUUGUUUCCCCAAUAUGAUAGAUAGGCCCUUCUCAUGUAUAAAGCUGCUAUUGCAGUUUCCUUUGCCUUCAUAGCCAAUUGCCAAAGCUUAUUAUUAUUAUUA